GCACUGUUAAAUUAGUAUCAGUUGAUAAGCUUACGUUGGGUGAUAUGGCUGAAGCAGAGAAACCGAGGAAAGUUGCCCUGAUUACCGGUAUUACUGGACAGGAUGGUUCUUAUUUGGCAGAAUUUUUGUUGGCCAAGGGAUACGCAGUUCAUGGAAUUAUCCGUAGGGCUUCGACUUUCAAUACAUCUCGCAUAAAUCAUUUGUACGAAGACAAAUUCGGUCAUCAAGGUGGCAGAAUGAAGCUGCACUAUGGUGAUAUGACUGACUCCAGCUGCUUGGUGAAGCUGAUUUCAACCAUAAAGCCAAGUGAAAUUUACAAUUUGGCCGCCCAAAGUCACGUAAAAGUAUCCUUCGAUUUGAGCGAAUACACUGCUGAAGUGGACGGCGUCGGCACUUUAAGACUUUUGGACGCCAUACGCACUUGCAACUUGCAGAACGAAGUCAAAUUCUAUCAGGCUUCAACGUCCGAGCUAUACGGAAAAGUUGCGGAAAUUCCGCAAACCGAGAAAACGCCGUUCUAUCCGAGAUCACCAUACGCGUGCGCCAAAUUGUACGCUUAUUGGAUCGUCGUUAAUUACCGCGAGGCUUACAACAUGUUUGCGUGCAAUGGGAUUCUGUUCAAUCACGAGAGUCCCAGACGAGGAGAAACCUUUGUCACAAGAAAGAUAACAAGAGGAGUCGCAAAGAUUCAUUUAGGACAAGCCGAAGUCUUAGAAUUGGGUAAUCUUGAUUCUCGUCGAGACUGGGGUCACGCCAAAGACUACGUCGAAGCGAUGUGGUUGAUGCUUCAACAAGACCAACCCGAAGAUUUCGUUAUUGCUUCCGGCGAGAUGCAUAGCGUGCGAGAGUUCGUAGAAAUGUCAUUUAAACAUGUAGGGAUUGAGAUUGUUUGGGAGGGCAAAGACACUUUCGAAGUGGGAAAGGAAAAGGACACCGGCAUCGUUAGAGUGAAAGUCAACGAACGCUAUUUCCGACCUACUGAAGUUGAAUUGCUCUUGGGAGAUGCUUCGAAGGCGAAGAAACAGUUCAAUUGGCAGCCGAAGGUCACGUUUCCGGAGCUGGUGAAGGACAUGAUGGAUGCUGAUAUCGACCUGAUGAAAAGGAAUCCGCAGGCUUGAUAACAUUAUAAUCUGUACUGCAGAUUUGUGAUAUAUGUUAUUCCAGACUAUUUGUAUUACCUGCAUUUAUAUUCUAUGCUUUAGAUUAGAAUUAUUGAUACAUUU
Messenger RNA from Nicrophorus vespilloides, 1223 nucleotides. RefSeq names its product GDP-mannose 4,6 dehydratase (gene Gmd). The record is from RefSeq and is a predicted model, not a curated record. The transcript has 5 exons. Gene Ontology annotation, biological process: GDP-mannose metabolic process. The coding region runs from base 45 to 1118 and encodes 357 amino acids. NCBI's taxonomy places the organism in Eukaryota, Metazoa, Arthropoda, Insecta, Coleoptera, Silphidae. Gene Ontology annotation, molecular function: GDP-mannose 4,6-dehydratase activity.